Procambarus clarkii (red swamp crayfish) is the source of this 1932-nucleotide messenger RNA. RefSeq lists its product as uncharacterized. The record is from RefSeq and is a predicted model, not a curated record. NCBI's taxonomy places the organism in Eukaryota, Metazoa, Arthropoda, Malacostraca, Decapoda, Cambaridae.
UGCCUUUCCUCUUAAAUGUUAAAUGUGUCACUCUGCCAUCAAUAACAAAAAAUAGCUUGUCCUGCUGUGGUUAUUCAGGAAAAUGGUUUCAAGUCUUCCUUAUUUAGUUUAAAUGUUCAUACAGUAUUAUAUGAAUAUUAAAUAAAUGUCUAAAUAAAACAAAUAAUAAAGACAAUCUGAUAUACUCCUGUGGAAGUUAUUGGUAAGUGAAGAUGUGUAAAAUGUAACCAUUCCCAACACUAAACAUUAAUAUCGGCAAUAAAUUACACCAGAUCACUUCAGCUAAGUGGCAAUAAAUAUCAACCAAUAAAACAUGUGAAAUCAUUGUGGAUAAACUCGUGAAGAUGUGCUGAUUACAAGAUAUACUGUCUGUGAUGCUUACAAACAAGCAGUGCUUGGUUUAUUCAAUACUGUCAGCAACUAAAAGUGGCAGAUUGCGUUCAUCUGUAGUUCUUCUCAUUGCAUCUGAUCAUCCCUGCGAGGAUGCAGUGGUAAACCAACAAAGCAAUAAGGAAAUGCCUAUUAAGUGAACAAGACACAACUGUGGCCACAACAGCGACAUUGCAUCAUGGAUAUUCCUUCCUACAAGAAGGGUUAACUUACAAGAACUCAUUAUGGCCGAGAGCAACCACGAGUCCUCAACAAGAGAAUCUAAUCUGAAAAAGCUUUUCCGAGGCAUCGUGCCACACUGGCCAAGUUGGUCAGCACAGGGAGCUGCAACCCCAAUACACCCUGAAGCAGCGGACUCAGAGAAUAAGGAAGCGUGCUGCAAAGAUGCCUCACAUCUCAAGAGGAAAUCAUCAUUACUGAGAGAGAACAAUGAAUCAGACGAUUCAGAUUAUGAGGAGGUAAAACGACAUCUCCACUCAUACACUACUACUCUUCCAUCAUGCAAAAGACAGCGUAUUACUGUGGCAGCCAUGAGUCGUCUCUUUGCCAAGUUCAGCCUCUAUGACAGAGAAACUACUGUCGUGUCACCCACUUCACACAAAGAUACUUUAGCAUCCAGCUCAGAUGGUGAAAAGUCUGCAAUUCCAGAGAACACACCUCUUCAAAUUCUAAAUUCACCCACACACACAACCAACGAUACUCCUGAAGAUCACAGCAAUAAUAAUGAUGAAGACAUUCCAAAUAUGAACAAAAAUUCUUCCGAGAUAAAGCAAGUGAAAUGUGACACUAUUACCAGGGACUCGAGUGAAGCACCAGAAUGGAAACGACAGAAGAUAGAAGAUACCUCACCAGUACAUGAAGAAAAUGAUGAAAACCUUCAGAAGAAACACAGCACAAAUUCUGAAGAACCUAUAAAGACUAACAAACGACAAGCUGAUGUAAAUAACAGUGAUACCGAAGAAAACGAAGAGCACGCAUCUAAAGUGAAACGCACCAGGAGGUUAAGGAGAGGACUUAGAUUGUGUACAAACAUAACUUGCUACAUUGAACAGGUUCUCUAUAAUUAAUAUCAGCAGAUAGUAACUAUUAUUGACAUGAAGGAAUACCAUAUUCAAAUGAUACAUAUGUAUUUCAUAUAAUAUUUUUUCCAUGCACCUUGCUUGUUUUCAGGUUACUGUGGUGAGAAUAUUCAUAUUCUGAAACAUUGUAAGGAUGGUUGAACUCAAACUUUAAACAAAUGAAACACUUUGAGCUGCCAGAAGAUAUCAGUUUUCAAACUGUGAUCAUGUAUCAGUGCAGUAUAUCAAAAUACUGUAUAUUAAGGUAAUGCUCAGUGAGAACAAUAACUUGUCCAGUUUGGAGGACCUUAUAAACUAAUAUAUGUUAAUACAAGGCAUCCUUAACUUCAUCAAACUGAACACUUGUAUGUGCAUAAAUACUUAAGUGUUAUUUUUAUUAUGUAAGUGUAUUUACACUAUGAAAGCUAUGCUUGUAGUAUACAGACUUCCCUGUAAUGUUUGUCAUAUAAAAUUUUCAAGCUUU